AUGAAGAUCUCGGGUAAGCCCCGGCUCGUCCUGGAUCAUAUCAAUGGCUCGGUGAAACCGGGCAUAUUAACAGCCCUACUAGGCGUUUCCGGUGCGGGUAAGACAACUUUGCUGGAUUGUUUGAUUAACAAUCGCACCGGGUUAUGCGAUAAAAGCUUUCAGCGCAAGACGGGGUAUGCGCAACAGCAAGAUCUAUACCGGGAGACGACCGCCGUCCUUGUUCUGUCGACAGAUUUUGCUAAUGUCAACGUAAACCCCGCGAGUAAUGAGUCUACGGUGCUGGGUCCCUCCAAAAGCCAGACCAGUGGCGAGUACCUGGCUGAGCACAUGUCUACCGCCGGGGGGUGCCUGUACUGGCUGGCCCGCAUGCUCAAAGGGAACAAGGUGUAG
Molecule: messenger RNA, 390 nt
Organism: Aspergillus brunneoviolaceus CBS 621.78
Lineage: Eukaryota; Fungi; Ascomycota; Eurotiomycetes; Eurotiales; Aspergillaceae
Exons: 3
Coding region: 1-390 (129 amino acids)
Molecular function (GO): ATP binding; ATP hydrolysis activity
Source: RefSeq, a predicted model, not a curated record